AGUACACUAACUAGUACACUAACUAGUACACUAACUAGUACACUAACUACUACACUAACUAUUAUUACUACACUAACUACUACACUAACUAGUACACUAACUACUACACUAACUACUACACUAACUAGUACACUAACUACUACACUAACUACUACAGUUAUUACUACACUAACUACUACACUAACUACUACACUAACUAUUAUUACUACACUAACUAGUACACUAACUAAUACACUAACUAGUACACUAACUAGUAUUCUUACUACUACACUAACUAGUACACUAACUAGUACUCUAACUACUACACUAACUACUACAGUGACUACUACACUAACUAGUACACUAACUACUACACUAACUACUACAGUGACUACUACACUAACUAGUACACUAACUACUACACUAACUACUACA
Messenger RNA from Etheostoma cragini (Arkansas darter), 414 nucleotides. Its product is annotated as agglutinin-like protein ARB_02240. Lineage: Eukaryota; Metazoa; Chordata; Actinopteri; Perciformes; Percidae. The record is from RefSeq and is a predicted model, not a curated record. The annotation marks the transcript as partial. The transcript is spliced from 3 exons.